This is a messenger RNA of Schistosoma bovis, 936 nucleotides long. The record is from the annotation of a GenBank genome assembly. Lineage: Eukaryota; Metazoa; Platyhelminthes; Trematoda; Strigeidida; Schistosomatidae.
AUGGCGGGUGACUUUCGAGCUGAGGCCAAGGAACUUGACCAGUGGAUUGAGCAACUGUAUGAGUGUAAUCAGCUGACAGAAGCACAAGUUAAAUCCCUUUGUGAAAAAGCAAAGGAUAUACUCACAAAGGAGUCAAAUGUUCAAAAUGUACGAAGCCCGGUCACUGUAUGUGGUGAUGUACAUGGUCAGUUCCAUGAUAUGAUGGAAUUAUUUCGCAUUGGUGGAAAGUCUCCGAAUACCAAUUACUUAUUCAUGGGUGAUUAUGUUGAUCGUGGAUACUAUUCUGUUGAAACUGUCACUUUACUCGUGGCCAUGAAGGUUAGAUUCAAAGACCGAAUAACUAUUCUCCGGGGAAACCACGAAAGUCGUCAAAUCACACAAGUUUAUGGAUUUUAUGACGAAUGCCUUCGCAAAUAUGGUAAUGCUAAUGUUUGGAAAUACUUCACGGACUUGUUUGAUUACCUUCCACUAACUGCACUGGUUGACAAUUCAAUAUUUUGCUUACAUGGCGGGCUGUCACCCUCGAUAGAUACUCUCGAUCACAUUAGGGCUUUGGACAGGAUUCAAGAGGUCCCCCAUGAGGGUCCAAUGUGUGACUUAUUGUGGUCUGAUCCAGAUGACAGAGGUGGUUGGGGCAUCAGUCCACGUGGUGCUGGCUAUACAUUUGGACAGGAUAUUUCAGAAACGUUUAAUCACAGUAAUAACUUAACUUUAGUCAGUCGAGCACAUCAGUUAGUUAUGGAAGGCUUUAACUGGUGUCAUGAUCGAAAUGUUGUCACUAUAUUCAGUGCUCCCAAUUAUUGUUAUCGAUGUGGUAAUCAAGCAGCUUUAAUGGAACUGGAUGAUAAUCUGAAAUAUAACUUUUUGCAGUUCGAUCCCGCACCACGUAGAGGUGAACCACAUGUAUCGAGACGUACCCCGGACUACUUCUUAUGA